AUGCCAAACAGUCCUAUUCUUUUCUUCACUACCGUCCUACUUGCCCUUGUCUUCAGCAUGGGCGAGGCAACGCAACCGUACGACGUGUCGUCGUCGAACACCUCGCACAUCAACUACACCACCGUCACCGGCUAUUUCCUCCAAGACGACCCGGCCACAGACCCAAGCACCUUUGACUACACCAAACUCAACCUCGGCCUCAUAAACCGCACCUACCCCAGCGACGACACCUUCCCAUCACCCUCCCCCUCCUCCCCCUCCACCACCCAAGCGACGCCCUCGACCCCCCCAACCCAAUGGCAGCGCUUCGCCCACCACGUGUCGCAACUAAACCGGCACGCCGCCCCCACCGUGCGCUACAAAGUGCUCGUCAUGGGCCGGCACGGCGAGGGCGACCACAACGUCGCCGAAGCCUUCUACGGCACGCCCGCGUGGGACUGCCACUGGAGCCUGCGCGACGGCAACGGCACGAGCGUGUGGGCCGACGCGCGGCUCACGCCCGCGGGCGUGGCGCAGGCGCGCGUCGCGCACGCGUUUUGGGCGGGUGCGCUGGGGGCGGGUGGCGAUGAGGGAAGUGCGCGGAUCCCCGCGCCUGAGAGGUACUACGUCUCGCCGUUGGCGAGGUGUUUGGCUACGGCGGAGCAUACGUUUGGUGGGUUGGAGGAAGGGGGGUUGUUGCCGCCGGGAAGGCCGUUCAGGCCGGUUGUGAAGGAGUUGUUGAGGGAGUCGUUGGGGCUGCAUACGUGCGAUCGGAGGAGCUCGAGGACGUGGAUCGCGGAGAAUUAUCCCGGGUGGGAGAUUGAGGAGGGGUUUGCGGAGGAGGAUGAGCUGUGGAGCGCUACAUUGCGGGAGUCGUCGACGGCACAAAUCGCCCGCCUCAAAACUUUCCUCGACGACAUAUUCACGCACGACCCCGACAGCACCUUCAUCUCCCUCACCAGCCAUUCCGGCUCCAUCCGUUCCCUGCUGAAGGCCGUCGGCCACCGCGACUUCUCCCUCCUCACCGGCGCCGUCAUCCCCGUCCUCAUCCGCGCCGAGACGCUGCUCGGCCCCGCGCCGCCGACGACCAUCGACCCGCCGACCACGGCCCCGACUUGUACGGUGGAUCCGACGGCGGCGGCGGGGAGUGGGGCUGUGUAG
Messenger RNA from Diplodia corticola, 1140 nucleotides. Its product is annotated as phosphoglycerate mutase. Gene Ontology annotation, molecular function: phosphatase activity. The coding region runs from base 1 to 1140 and encodes 379 amino acids. The record is from RefSeq and is a predicted model, not a curated record. The transcript has 3 exons. Gene Ontology annotation, cellular component: cytoplasm. NCBI's taxonomy places the organism in Eukaryota, Fungi, Ascomycota, Dothideomycetes, Botryosphaeriales, Botryosphaeriaceae.